AUGGCUUCCUCCGUCGGCUCUGAUGUGUUCGCUCUUCUCGCUCUGUUAACCAUCUCCUCCAUCGUCCUCCUCCUCCUGCGCCAUUAUCUGCCUCUUCGAACAACCCCGGCCUUUCUACUAGUUCCCAUAUUCUUCGCCCUCGUCCUUCCCACCAGCGCAUUACUUUUAGUCCCUAUCGAUCUCGCCUCCAGUGCCAGAGUCUCCAAUCAUGGUGGGAAAGGGAUCUGGCUGCCACAGAGGGCAGUCUUGGUAUCAUGGAGGAUUGUCUACUGGUUGACUUUUGUCCUGACAUGGUUUAUCCUGCCCCUACUGGCCGAAUAUAUGGAUGCUGGCUACCGGGACCCCCAAGCCCGCUUGAAAUACUCCUUGCGCUCCAACGCUAGAUAUCAAUUAAUUGUCUUAUCAUGCGCCAUUGCUGGUCUGGUGUACAUGAUCUUCUCCUAUGGCUUCGAUUUUACAGCCAUCAAAGCACUGGUGAUGGCAUUGGCCUACGUCUGGGGCUUGAUCCUCGCCAUCUAUCUCAUGGGCCAUGGCCUGGUCGCCCUACCAAGGAAGAUGUUCCGCAAUGCCGACAUAAGUGGCAGCCUGCGCAGAGUCCAAGGUCACGCCCCUCGUGUUCACGAGAAACUUCAAGAUGCAAUCCAAACCCUCGACGAUCUCGAUGCUCAGGUUGCACAACUCAAACAAAGAAAAACCGGUUCAGCCCGUGACUUUGCCGAGUGGAUCGACGAAUUGGUUGACCUCGCCGGGCCAUCCGAGUCCAGUCUUUUUCCUCCUCCCACCCCCAUCGACCCAAUUGCAACUGUCCCAGCCAUUAUCACCGAGCGCUAUCUGGCCGAUCUGACCAGAAGGCUUGUCCGAGCCAAAUACCGAAGAGCACGAUAUAUUCACGAGUGGGAUAACAUUGUUCGAUCCGCAUCCGACCUACAGUCUGUUCUCGACUCAAAAGCCUCCAAGAAACUCGACUUCGGCCGUCCCCCUUCCUUCAUCACUCCCUACAUGCGCUACCACCUACACGCUCAUUUGAUCCCCGCUUUGCAAAUCACUCUUGGUGCUAUUUUCUCUCUCGCAUCAGGAGCUAUCAUAUGGUCAGAAAUCAUCAAAUUCCCCGCUCCUCACUUAUCCGCCGUCAGUCUCACCGUUAUUCAUCAUCCAAGUGACGACACCUACCAAAUUGGCUUAGGAGGCCAGGUCCUCGCAUCCAUGUGGAUCUCUUACAUGUGCGUCUGCGCUCUGAGCAGCGUCAACGACGUUCCUACCUGGAACCAACGCGCCCUGGUCAAGCGAAACACCUACCCCGAAUCAGCCUGCUGGUAUGCCGGCCAAAUCGCAAAGUUGACAGUCCCGCUAGCUUACAACUUCCUGACCUUCCUCCCUCGAAACAUUCACCAAAAUUCCACCUUCUACAAUUUCCUCGGUCGUCUGAUUAACCUCACCCCGUUGGGAACCUGGUUCGACUACCUCUUCCCGAUCUUCAUCCUCCUCCCUGUCUGCGCCACCUUGUUCAAUCUUUACGGCAAGAUUAAGAACGUCUUUGGCUUCGGCAUCCUUGAGAUAGACGAGGACGAAGAGGAAAACCCUUCCGGGUUUGGCACAGGAGGCUGGAGGGAGGGUCGAGAUCUCAUCAACCGAGACUUAGAAGGAAAUCGAUCGUCGGCCCUUGGCCUGAGAGAUUCCCCGCGUGUCUCCCUCGACACCGCCCGACCCUCCCGCGCCGCACCUACAAGAUGGGUCCCGCCCUCAGCAAGAGAAAGACCAACAAAUCCGUCCCGAACCGAAGGCUCAGGAAUACCGUCCUUCCAAUCCAAUCCUCGUACUCGACCCGCAGUCGACCCAGAACCCGAGGAAGAGAACUUCUUCACGCUAUUCGGCCGCCGCGUAAGAAACACCCUCGACACCAUCGACGCGCCGAAGUGGAUGCAACCAAGUUCAAGCUCAAGCUCAAGUCCAAGUCAAUCCAGCGGCUUCAAGCGACCGAAAUGGUUCCGCGGCGACACUGAUACCGACACCGACAAUAAUGUGUCAUCAUCCGAUAACGCCGGAGGCGGCCCGGCGAGCAAUUUCCUCGGCUUCUUCGGCGCAGGAGGGGCAAGCGGAGGCAAUGGGAAUAGUAGUCAGGGACGGAUUGUCAUUUGA
Molecule: messenger RNA, 2136 nt
Organism: Exophiala aquamarina CBS 119918
Lineage: Eukaryota; Fungi; Ascomycota; Eurotiomycetes; Chaetothyriales; Herpotrichiellaceae
Exons: 1
Coding region: 1-2136 (711 amino acids)
Cellular component (GO): membrane
Source: RefSeq, a predicted model, not a curated record